AUGCUCCAUUCUCUCGGAUUACUGUACCUGCUUCUGCACGUGGCGCUUGCCGAAGAAUGCGUCGAUCGGCCGUGUGUGGAAUGCAGACACUUCAUUAAGCAAGACGAUCCAUGUCUCCAUCAUGGAACCAAACCCAUGUUAUACUGUGAUCUGCAGACUAAGUUUGUUCAUUUUCCGUUCCCUUUUUAUCGUUCUGUUUGUAGUUUGAUGCAAGAGUCCCCCACCAAUUUCUUGGAAUGCGUUCAAAAUCGAUGGGUUCUCCGAGAAUGCGUGACUGGAACUGUUUAUGAAUCCGGGCGAGGUUGUGUCGAUCCGACUCUGCAGCCAUUCAUGCAAGGGUUUUCCGUGUCUGGCAGUGGAAGAGUCGGAGACGUCUGCCAGUAUAACACCGAUUGUCUCAGCGUAAGAUUCGAUAAUUUCUCAAAGAUCAUUCUCUUUUUAUCUUUAGGGAAUGUAUUGUGCCACUGGAUUGUGCACUUGCCUCAGUACUUAUAUUCUCCGAGAAAGUUAUUGCUACGAAAGUGAGUCAAUCGUUCAGCUUCACCACUUCAUUGUGCCUUUUCAGAAGUAAAUCCAAACCAACCAGGCUGCACAUAUGAUGUUCAGUGUGAAGCCGUUUGGCCAGGAUCCAAAUGCAGAAUGGACAGCUCCAUCGGAACGUGUCGUUGUCCUGAAGAGACUCACGUGGCAAGAGAGACGAGAGAUGGCUGGGUGUGCAUAUCCCUCAAGGACCAUGCUUCCGGCGGCACCGCUCCUCUUUACUUCGUCUGUCCUUUGCCAGAAGGUGCUGGAUUCAAGAUCUCUCUGAAUGACCCGAGCCCCGCGAUGGGAGCGUUCCCAGUUGGAUGCACAGUCGGAUCCUCGGCCACCAUCGAGCCGGUCCAAGGUCUUCAUGGAGGAGGCGCUUGCAUGUGGCCGUCGGACGGCGAGUACAUUGGAGACGUCUACGACUGCAUCCACACGAGUCCUCACGUGAGUAUCUCCAUCUUCAAACUGUUUGUGCAACCACUUUUGCACACAAAAGGAAAAGCGACGACACCGCCUUGAUACGGGGACAGCAGAGGGUCUAUUUGCGCGAACUCGGCACCUGAAUGUGCAAAUACGGUCACAAGUGGCCAGCAGGCGAUAAGUGCCAUCUGAUAGCGAGAUAAAGAUGAAGUGGAUUGGGGAUCAAAAACAAAUUUCAGAUCAAUUUGGCAGAGAAGUUCCCUCAAUCCAACUAUGCACCAACAGCUGACGGAGUAUGCUGUCCCAGCAGAGCUCUUGCAUGCAUCCAGCCGCAGCUGACCGGACCGAAUCCCUCGGAACCUCGGUGGUGGUACAAUUCAGUGACGGGAACGUGCCAACAGUUCAUGUGGGACUCGGGGGCUACAGAAGCCAAGUUCCACUCUCCGAACAAUUUCAAAACGAUCCAGCACUGCGAAUCUUACUGCAGAGACAGUUAGUUCCUCAGGGAAUGUUCUUAUUCACGGUUUCUCUUACAGCCUGCCAACGGGGAUCACCACAGUACUCGACCGAAUCGACAGUUCAUUCGGAACGUCCGAUCACUUCGUGCGCCGCUUCCGUGUCUUGUGCCAACGACUUCCAAUGCACUGCGAUCGGGAGCCAGCAUCUGUGCUGUCCGACUCCAGGAUCGGUGUGCUCCGCUAGAGGAGGACGUCCGUUUGAUAUUCAGCCGAGAAAUUCCAUUUUCCAUCCUGGAUUCCUUGUUCACACUGGAAAAGAAUCUAUUCGUUUCUACUACGACCCGGGAACUGGUCGAUGUCAAGACUUUAUUUACAAGGGAUCCGGUGGUAACUACAAUAACUUUCUCUCGAAACACGAAUGCGAAAUGUAUUGUGCCCGUUGUAAGUGCUCACUGACUACACUCUAGUUUAUCUGUCAAUUUUAGUGCAAUGCGAAAGAGGAUCUCCACUGCGAAUCGGAGAAGAAGCUCAGAGAUGCCAGAAUAAUGCACAGUGCCCGUCAUCGCAUGAAUGCAAAGCAGAUCAAGGAGUUUGCUGUCCGCGAAAGCGUAAGUCCGCUGUAUGAUGCUUUUAUUUCUGAUAACACAUGUUCAGAAACCAUCUGUGCUCAACCUCUUCGUAUCGGAGAUUGUACAGAAAACGUGAAGAGAUAUUGGUACAACGCAAAGACGAGACAGUGCCAGAUGUUCGAAUACACUGGCUGCCAAGGGAAUGAUAACAACUUUGACUCCAUUCUCGAUUGCCAGAACUUCUGCAAGAACGCCAUCCGUGAGACCAAAUACUCAGUUAAGUUAACUCUUCUUCCGUUUUCAGCUGAGCCUAAGUGUAUCCAAGGACAGGCUUAUAAGGACAUGUUCGGUAACUUUGUGACCUGCUCGAAUGGAAUGGGAUGCCCUGCCAACUACGAGUGUUAUUUUGACGGAAGCCAAUGGGGAUGCUGCCCGACAAAAGCGUUCACUUGCUCACUGAACCCGGACGCUGGAAUCCAGUGCGGAGCUGGGAGCACAUUCAAGUACUACUACAAUGCGCAAACUCAGAAUUGUGAGUCAUUCCAAUACAACGGAUGCGAUGGAAACUCCAACAACUUUGCGAACAGAGACGCAUGCGAGUCGUACUGCAGUGUCGGAGGAUGCCCGAAUGGCGGAACUCCACUGAGAGAUCACUCUGGAAUGGUCAUGGUAUGUGGAGCACAGCAGACUUCCUGUCCCGACUCUCAUGAGUGCAUUCCUGUUCUCGUCGGCAAUUCCAUGAUCAAUCGAUGCUGUCCAACGAGAGCCUACAUGUGCGGACUUCCUCCACAACAAGGAACUCAAUGCGGAGCCAAUUUCGUGCAGAGAUACUACUUCAACAUCGUCACUGGACACUGCACUACUUUCCAAUUUGGAGGAUGCGACGGCAAUGCGAACAAUUUCCUGAAUGUGCAACAGUGCAGAAAUUUCUGCAUGAGCAACGCCUGCCCUGCUGGAAACGUGGCAUACGUGGACCCCAACUCUCAGAUGCCAAUAAACUGCAAUGAGGCGCUGAGCAACAGUUGUCCGUCCGGCUAUUCGUGCACUUUCAACCCACUUAUCAACAAUCAUGUCUGCUGCGGAGCCACCGAUUCUGGAGUUUGUCCGGAUGCUGAGAAGGCGUUCAUCGACACAAUUGACAUGUCUCCGAGGGAAUGUCUCAUCAACAUUGAACAGUCCUGUCCGGCCAACUAUUUGUGUAGGUUCAACAUGCAAAAGAACAAGUAUUACUGCUGCUCCAGCAUCUCAGGAAGUCAGUUUAUUCCUUCUCUUCUCUAUUAAUAGUUUCACUUUUCAGAGACUUGUCCAGUUGGAAAGUUCCUCUAUAAAGACCAAAGAACAUCUCAGCCAAUUCGAUGCACAAUUGGACGCAACGAUCAGUGUCCGGACGGAUAUUCCUGCCAGAGCUACUUGGCAAACGCCUUCCAAGGCUUCUGCUGCACUGCCAACUCGGUCUGUCCAGACAACGCCGACUAUCUCAUUGAUGAUCAGUCCCAACAACCGAGAGCGUGCACCAUGGGAACCUUUGUCUCCUGUCCAAAUGGCUUUGCGUGUCGAUCCUUGACUUCUUCCUCGGAUGGGUUUUGCUGCAAAUCCGGUACUGGAACCCUUCCUCCAUCAGUCACCGACGGUUGCCCUCCCAAUCAGUACGUCUACCUAGUCUCCGGAGAAAUUGCCCAAUGCGAUCCGUUCAAUCCUCCGAACGCGCCUUGUCCUUCCGAAUUCACUUGUCAGUGGUCUCUCUCAAAUCAACGAUACCAGUGCUGUGGAUCCAAUCCGGCUCCUGUCCCGAUCCGUCCGUCCGAUGGAUGUCCGAACGCUCAAGUGGCAUUCCGUGACUCCGAUACAGUAAGAGUUUGUAGUGCUGGAGCAGCUAACUGUCCAGCCGGAUACUUCUGCCAGUUCUCUAGCUCCAACAACCAAUUCCAAUGCUGUGGAGUAAGUGGAGGCUGUCCGGAUGAAUCAGUUGCAUUCGUCGGCAUGUCCGGAGAGCCGGAGAAGUGUGUGGUAGGACAAUCCAAUUGUCCACGUGGAUUCGGCUGUCAAAAGUCCUCCGCGGGCUAUCACGUCUGCUGUACAGUGCGGAAAGUGGCUUGUGAACCUAACGAAGUGAUCAUCGAAGGAGAAUGUCACAUGCAAGUGGGACCAGGAAGCGAGUGUCUCGCAAAUGAACAAUGCACAGGAGGGUCCAUUUGUGAGGAUGCCAAGUGCGAAUGCAGACCUCCGUUGAAGGCCGUGGGCGGAUUCUGCCAAGAGGAACUGCGUGAGUGGUCGAAGUUAAGUUUCAAUACGGAAGUUUCGUAUGUUCAGAAUGCUCUUCCAAUCAAGUACUUCACAACGGUCUCUGCCACAAUAAAGUGAAGUUGGGGGAAGUCUGUUUGACAGUUCGACAGUGUCAAGAAGGUGCCGGAUGUGCCGAAGGAACGUGUGAAUGCAAGAAAGGAAUGGUAGAAAAAGGAGGAAAGUGCAUGACUCCUGCAGAAAAGAAGGUCGUCGUGGCUGCUAAGCGUAAGUGGACACGUUGUUUAGACAGAAGUUCCAUUUAUAUGAAUUCCAGUAUCAACUGGAGUGACGUGCUCCAAACCCGGAUGGAAUUCUCUGAUGGACGAAGAGAAUGAUCGGCCAAAACACUGUUCUCCCAUAGGAAAAGCGUGUCCAAAUGGAUAUGAAUGUCAAAUCAACAACAGACGAACUCAAUAUCUGUGUUGUGCUCCUGAUAUGACUGUUUCCACCGUCGCGAUGCCAUCACUUCCUUCUCCAUCAACGACAACAACUGAGAGAGCAGUCACAACAAGAAAGGCAAAUCUAAAAGGUAACUGGUGACCCGUUAAUAUCCAAGAACAUUAGUCCAUUCCAGUUUGUCCCACUGGCAGAACCCCUUAUCUUCUGAACGGAGCCCCUCAAAAGUGCACAAUCUCCCGCUGCCCGGCAGGUUAUGAGUGUACUUAUCGAAACAAUGGAUAUCAUUGCUGCUCCAUCGCAAACAAACCCGGGCUUACUGUAGCAGGAACCACAGGAUCUGUUGUCUCCAAAUGUAUUCUUUUCCUAUUUUUAUUUUGUUGCAAUCUCAUCUUUCAUUUUCAGCUACUCCAGCACCGGAUCAAGAGAAGUGUCCACGUGGAAACCCUCUGAUCUACCCCUCGACAAGUUCUCCAGUUCUCUGCCAACCGGGAAAGAGAGGAUGUCCUGUUGGCUUCGGAUGUGUGCAGAGUUCCACUUCCAACAACCACAUCUGCUGUCCUUCCCGCCACUCUGAUCGUCCUGGAUACAGCAGCGAAUCGUUCGGACUGGGAACCUACUACAGUCGGGGACCACCAGCUGCCAUCAAUCCUUGCGAAGGAUACUUGGUUCUCGUGACCAGAGUUGUGAACGGAAGAAUCGAGAAGAGAUGCGGUGAGCCUGGAAUUCGUCCGAGCACGAGAUUUCAUAAUUAAUUUUCAGAAAGAAGCUGUCCAUUCCCACAAAUUCCGAUCGGAGGAGUGUGCUACGAACUGAAGAACAAGACGACCUAAUCAGAUCCCUUGUCUCCCCCUCUAUCACUUCGUAAUGUCCACUUCGUGACCACUCCGCAGAAUGUUGAUUAUUACCUGACCCAUAUUUACAGUAUCCCGCACCUUGUUUGCCCUCAUUUUGACACGUUGAAGGAAUCGGAGGCCUUCCCUGACGAACCCGCACAUUUUGACAUCCGCGAGCACACGCGCGUACGCACACAAGAAGUACCAGCAGUAGCGUUCAUUCGAUUAGUUCCUCCUUAUUCGCCCUCUAUGAUUCCAGCCAUCGCCCAUCACUAGUGCCCCUCAUUCUCUCCCAAUUUCCCCUCUAUUCCGUUAUGGCCGUUCACGGCCUUUUGCUCUUUCUAUUAUUGUUGCUCACUCCGUGCGCAGGUUUGUUCCCAUUUUCCCUUUGUUCUCACGCCACGUGGCAGUUAGUCAUAUGGUUGUUCGUAGGUACUAUGUAACCAAUAAUAAACUGUACAUGAUCGCCUUCUCCGUUUUAUUCUUAUGCUCUUUCUCUUCAGCUCAAAUUGACGGUCUCCGUGAUAAACGACAGACUGGAAGUGGCCGUGUCGGAGAUGCGUGCGCAUUCAACACAGACUGCUUGGCUGUGAGUACUCUAAAUGCUGUCCUUUUGUUUCUAAUUUCUUUUUUUUUAGGGAAUGUUUUGUAACGGAGGACUCUGUUCCUGCCUGACGACGUACAUUGCUGCAGAAGGAUAUUGUUAUCAGAAGAUAGACCCCGGCCAGCCCGGAUGUGUCUACAAUGAGCAAUGUGCUUCUGUCUGGCCAGAUGCGUUCUGUGACACUUCCGCCGGAGUCGGAACUUGCCGUUGUGGAGAGAAUAAAGUGGAAAGGGCCACGAGAGACGGACAUGUCUGUCUUGAUGUUCUCGACGCCAACCACAACACUCUAGCCAUCACUUGUCCUCUUCCUGAAGGAGCUGGAUACACUUCCGCUCUUUCCGACCCUAAGCAUCCGAGACAGAGCGACGGACCGGGACCUGUCCUCUGCAACACUGAUAGUACUUCUACAAGCCAACCGGAUGAGCAUGUGAGUGUCAUAGACGUUUCAUUUGGAAUCUAACCCGUUCUCAAUUAGACUGGAGACGGAAACGCAGCCUGUCUAUUUCCGUCGAACGGUCAGUUCAUUGCCGAUCAGUACGACUGCGUUGAGUUCGUGUCCAGUCUCGAUCUGACUUCUUCUGGCUACAGUGACAAAGCGAACGGCAUCUGUUGUCCUAAUCGUGCUUUCACUUGUGUUCAACCUACUGCAACUGGCCCCAAUCCGACGGAACCUCGUUGGUGGUACAAUUCGAUCACUGGAAUGUGUCAGCAAUUUCUGUGGGAUCCCACUGCCGCCGGACCGGGAGAACAUUCUCCAAACAACUUUAGAACCGUUGAACAUUGCGAAAGUUUCUGCAGAGAUAGUGAGUGAUCUUUCCCAUCUCGAUUCCAAUCCAAUUCUUUGCAGCAUGUUCCCGUGGAGCUCCUGAGUACGUUCAUCGUUCGUCGUUCCUCGAGCAGACUCCAGUGACCGGUUGCUCUCAAACAAGUGCAUGCUCGCAUAACUUCGAAUGCAAAUCCGUCGGAAGCACGCAAUGGUGUUGUCCGUCCGUGGCGUCUGUCUGCGGUCCCAUCGGAGGACGUCCUUUGGAUCCGUCAGUUAACACGCGAGGAACGGUUUAUCACACGGGGGCCGAAAAACAGGGAACUGCCACGUCAACACGAUUCUAUUAUGACCCACAAUCUGGAAAGUGCAGUCCGUUCACUUAUCUCGGAGCCGGCGGCAACUAUAACAACUUCCUCUCUCGAAUUGAUUGCGAACUUUAUUGUGCAAGACGCGAGUGAUCUCUAAUUUCAUACAAAGUUUAAAAUGUGAUAUUUCAGUGCAAUGCGAUCGAGGAAAUCCUCUCCGAAUUGGCGACGUCACUCAGUCGUGUGCUUCCAACAACGACUGCCCGUCUUCUCACGAAUGCAAGAUGGAUCAAGCUGUUUGCUGUCCGAGAAUGCGUAAGCGUCGCCCUGCUAUUCUUCCCAUCUCGUAUCUUUUGCAGAGACAAUCUGUACUCAACCCCUUAGAGUGGGUAACUGUGAUCGUUCCGUCAGAAGGUAUUGGUACUCGGCGGCCACAAGAGAAUGCCAGUCGUUCGAAUACACAGGAUGCCAAGGAAACGACAACAACUUCGAGACCCUGGUCGAUUGCCAAACAUUCUGCAGAAAUGCUGCUCGUGAGUCCUUUUCUGACCUCCUUCAAGUAUGUCGCAUUUUCAGCGGAACCUCGUUGCCCACAAGGCCAGGCGUACAAGGAUAACCAGGGAAAGUUUGUCGUUUGCACCACGAACAGGCAAUCCUCAUCCUGCCCAGCUAACUACGAAUGCUACUUCGACGGAAACAUGCACGGCUGCUGUCCAACAAAAGCGUACACUUGUUCCCUCUCUCCCAGCCCUGGAAAGACGUGCGGACCAGGAGUUUCCUUCAAAUAUCACUACAAUCCACAAAGCCAAGAGUGCGAAUCUUUUGAAUAUCUCGGUUGUGAUGGAAACUCGAACACCUUCGCCAGUCGUGCAGAAUGCGAGAACUACUGUGGUGUGGGUGGAUGUGCUAACGGAGGGAGUCCUUUGAGAGACAGCAACGGAGCACUCCAAUCGUGCAGUGAGAGAGACGGCGGAUGUCCUUCCUCUCACGAGUGUCACGGAGUCAGCCUCGGCCCAGAUAUGAUGUCCUACCGAUGCUGUCCCACAAAAAGUAAGCAACGGUUCGGAAAUCCCUUUUACCCGCAAUGAAUUACAGCAUACAUAUGCGGUCUCCCACCCCAACAGGGAUCUUCCCUCUGCUCCGGAGGCCUCACCGUCGUCACCAGAUACUACUUUAACAUCGUCACUCGCAAGUGCUCUCCAUUCGUCUACAAUGGAUGCGACGGCAAUCCGAACAACUUCGCGUCUCUCAAUCAGUGCAACAACUUCUGUAUGGCUUCUGCUUGCAACGCCGGAGACGUCGUGUACCUGAACCCGAACACUGCUCUCCCUAUCUCUUGCAACGAUGAACUGCAGAACAAUUGUCCGAAGAGUUUCCAGUGCAUUUAUGACAGCCUAACUGAUCAGAGCGUUUGCUGCGGCGCUACUGAUAUGGGCGUUUGCCCCGAAAAUGAGAAGGUGGAAUUAGCUUUUCAAGAAAAUGAAUGACAAAUCGGUUUAAGGCUUACAUCAACGCAAUGGAUGGAACAGUUCGAGAAUGUUUGAUCAACGAGCACAACUCCUGCCCGAAAGACUAUCUGUGCAGAUUUAAUGCCAUCAAGAACAGAUACUUCUGUUGCGGAUCUCUCACCAAAUCCAGUAAGUUCAUAAUUAAAUGCUUAGGCUGCAAUAAUUUGUUUCAGAUUACUGCCCAGUUGGACGUGCUCCGUAUAAAGAACAAAAUAGUCUUCAGCCGAUGAGAUGCACAAUGCACGCUGCCACUUCAUCUUGUCCGGACGGCUUCCAGUGUCUCAGUGACCUCAAAGAUGCUCUCCAAGGAUAUUGCUGCUCCGUUUCCGAGAUUUGCCCUCAUCGGGAGGAAUACUUCAUUGAUGAGUCCUCAGGAAUGCCUCGUUCAUGCACAAUCGGACAUUUCGUUACUUGUCCAGCUGGUUACCAAUGCAUGGCUCAGUUUGACGGAUCAAUGGGAUACUGUUGCAAGUAAGUUCUCACUUGAUCAUUUGUCAAACUCAUCAAAUACAUUCAGAGGAACUCCUCUAAUAGUUGCGACUGAUGGAUGUCCUCCCGGGGAGAUAGUCUACAUGGAAAGGAACGAAGUGGUCGCUUGCGAUCCAUUCAAUCCUCAUAAUCAAGGCUGUCCGGCCACUUUCUCCUGUCAGUGGUCAAUCAGAACCCAGAGAUAUCAGUGCUGUGGAAGUGAUCCUUUGCCGACGCCCAUGGAGAGUAAGUUGAUCUUUCCGUUUAUCAGAAAACCUAUUCAUUCAGACGAUGGCUGCCCAACCCGUCAGAUUGCUUACACUGAUCCGGAUACGAAGAAGCCAAAGAUCUGCACAUCGGCUAGCCUUUCGUGUCCAGCCGGGUAUUUCUGUCAGUUCUCGAACCAGAACAAACAGUUCCAAUGCUGUGGAAUGCCAAGCGACUGUCCCAUUCAAAUGGUCGCUUUCAUCGGCAUCACUGGAGAAGCGCAGGCGUGCUCGAUGAACGGAGGAACUGCCUGUCCGGACGGAUUCUCGUGCGUUCGCGGAAAGAGCGGAUUCGAAUUGUGUUGUGCCGGAGGAGAGAGUGAGUUCGGACCACUGCGUUCUGAAUUAAAAUAAUUAGAGAUUUCAGCUUGUGAAGCGUCGCAAGUGCCGGUUAAUGGUGUCUGUAUGAAUAGAGCUGUUAUUGGAGAGCAAUGCGAAGAGACUCCACAAUGCGUGGGCGGCGCUCAUUGCAUCGUCAUGAAGUGCUCAUGUCCCGCAGGAACAAUUGAACAAAAGCAACAAUGCAUAGAGAUGACGGUGGAAAAAGAAUUAAGUUAGUUCAACAAUCAUAUUAUAAUAAAUAACAAAUUUUGAAUUUAAGAAUGUACCGAGAAGCAAGUGAAGAUCGCCGAAGAAUGCUUUCCAUUGGUGACUCUUGGCAGAAGCUGUGUGCAUUCUGCACAGUGCCAGGGAAUGGGACAGUGCAUCGAAGGAGUGUGUGAUUGCGAUGAACAAAGUGUGAGAAAGGGAAGCCGAUGCGAGAAAAAGGCAGCUGGACGGCCCCUCCAGACUGCAACUCCAUUGAAUGUGAACAGAUUGGCCCCCAACUCUCCCCAUGUCAUGAAGCAGAUCCAGCCACCUAUGACGACGACUUCCACGACUGCGGCAACAGCUUCCUGGCAGCCACCGCCUGGACACACUGAGGUAAUCAACGAGGGAAUCUGUCCGGCGCCUCGUCAACCGUACUUGGCCAACGGAAUUGCCCGUCAGUGCAUCAGUGGGCAGCCGUGUCCAGUCGGAUACUCUUGCACUUGGAGUCCGCAGGCGAAGAACUAUUUCUGCUGUGCAGCCAACAAACUCGUGAUGAGAACCCACGGUAUGUUGUUCACGAAACGAAUCUCGGCAGUUCUCUGAUUCCAGUACUCAAGGACGUUUGUGACGGAGGCGAAGCCCUGCUGUUCCCGGCCACGAAAGCACCAGUCAUCUGCACGCGAUUCACAACUUGUCCUCCGGGAUACUAUUGCAGAAGGUCACCGAAAACAAAACAGACACAUUGUUGCAAGAAGAGACAACCAUUGAACAUGCAGAGUUAUAUUAUCCAAGUCAGUCUCUACAUUAAUUCCGCGGUACAACAUUCGUCACCUUUAAGAUCAAAGAAAUAUCUGCAAAGAAGCCGGAAUCUCUUCGAAUGGCAGUUCUGUCCCAUCCGAUCACUUCGGCUGCAGUUCAGAUGGCCGCACAUUACAUGCAUCCUGGGCGGAGACGACCGAAACCUCAGCCUCAUAAACCUGUGAAGAAUGUGAAACCGAUGAAGAGUACGAUGCCGUGCCCUCCGAACCAAGUACUUCUCGAGAUGGAAAUCAACAGGAAGAUCAUCAAACGUUGCCGUGAGUUGGCCACUUUUACAGAAGAACUAUUGGAUAAUCUAGCGUGUCGCUGUUGCAGAAGCCACGUGUCCUGUUUCGAUGAAGUCCGUGAACGGCGUCUGCAAGAUCGAGCGCCGUCCUUCGGUCAGCCAGUGA
Molecule: messenger RNA, 11149 nt
Organism: Caenorhabditis sp. 36 PRJEB53466
Lineage: Eukaryota; Metazoa; Nematoda; Chromadorea; Rhabditida; Rhabditidae
Source: the annotation of a GenBank genome assembly